Molecule: messenger RNA, 1371 nt
Organism: Anoplopoma fimbria (sablefish)
Lineage: Eukaryota; Metazoa; Chordata; Actinopteri; Perciformes; Anoplopomatidae
Gene: vstm2lb
Product: V-set and transmembrane domain containing 2 like
Exons: 4
Coding region: 1-639 (212 amino acids)
Source: RefSeq, a predicted model, not a curated record
AUGGGAUCCUCUGGAGUGAUGAUAAGGAUUUUACAGUACGUUGGACUUUAUAUUCAACUUAACGCAGCUCUCAACGUCGGACAAACCGAGGUGGAUAAUCGCAUUUCUGGAAAUGCUCUCUUUACAGAGGUGCCACACGACAUUGCAGCGCAGAGCGGUGAGGAUGUAGAGAUGGCUUGUUCCUUCCGUGGGGCGGGCUCUCCCUCCUACUCGCUGGAGAUCCAGUGGUGGUACAUCAAGCACCACAGAGACUGGAAAGAGAAGCCUGCCCAGAUCACGAAUAAUGUUGCACCCCUGGAGGAAACUUCCAAAGACGCCACCAAAAUUAGUGUGGUAAAAGUAGCCGGCAGCAACAUCUCCCACAAGCUCCGUCUCUCCAGCGUCAAGCCCUCAGACGAGGGCACGUAUGAGUGUCGCGUCAUUGACUUCAGCGGCACCGUGGCACAGCAGCACCGCGUUCGCGCCUACCUCCAGGUGGAGCCUGAGAGGAGUCAGGGGCCAGAUGACUUCAAGCUGCAGGAGCCAGGGCAGGGGUCACAUGGGAGCCACCAUCACGCCCGCCACCAGACAGAGGGCAGGGAGCUGAAGAGGAGAUCAGCUGGCAGCACCACUGACUGUAAUGAGAGCUGUGUGCUUUAGAGUGGGCAGUCUGCCCGUCUGUCUGCAUGUCCAUGACUUAUCUCUUAAUAGGGACUGUCAUCAACACACACGUCACCACAGAGUCGCAGUGUCGGACGUAACUGGACCCUUUGUGUUUCAUGGUGUGUUUGUUUAUCUUUAAUAUUUCUGUUUGGAUGCCAAUGCUGUUGAAUGCCAAUGAAGGGCAACAUUUUAUUGACUCUAUAUAUGCUUAUUUUUCUUGUUGUUGCUUUGUCUCUGUGCUUUCCUCCUAUUGCAUUAGGUGACAGUUAGGCUGUAUUCACAGAGGUUUUUUUUGUCAGAGCAGGACUCUCUUAAUGGCCAGAAGAGUUAAAGUACAGGCAGUGUAGUGUCAGAAUUAUCAUGGAAAUCAUAAAUACUAAAUAGGUGAUAGAGACACACAACAUACCAUUUCCUUUGCAAUGUGCCAGGUUUACUGUCUUUAACCAAAACAUGUGCAAAAAGCUGCAGUAUUUUAAUGCUUUCUAAGGAAUUAAGAAUAAAUUAAGCUUUUUUCUUCACCUGAGAACUUUUCAAAUUGCAUUUCAUUUAUCUAAUAUUUGUUUUAAACUACAAUGCUUUUCACAAUAAAAAGGUAUGCCUUCAUAACACCAAGAUUAUAUCAAUUCGUAUGUAAAUUUACAUUUGGCACUGUAGACUUUUGCUGUUAUCAUUAAGUUUAGUCUGUGCUAUCUUAACCAAAUGACUCAAGAAACACAACUAGAACAUUAA